This is a messenger RNA of Eufriesea mexicana, 915 nucleotides long. RefSeq names its product aristaless related homeobox homeobrain (gene hbn). NCBI's taxonomy places the organism in Eukaryota, Metazoa, Arthropoda, Insecta, Hymenoptera, Apidae. The transcript has 4 exons. The coding region runs from base 1 to 915 and encodes 304 amino acids. The record is from RefSeq and is a predicted model, not a curated record. Gene Ontology annotation, molecular function: DNA-binding transcription factor activity, RNA polymerase II-specific; RNA polymerase II transcription regulatory region sequence-specific DNA binding. Gene Ontology annotation, biological process: regulation of transcription by RNA polymerase II.
AUGGCGCAAACUUACAAUCAGAAGAGGAACGUGUACAGCAUCGACCAGAUAUUGGGACACGGGAAGGACGAAGAUCACGCGACGUCGUCCGACGCCAUUGGCGAUGCCGGGGACACGGAACUCGGUCACUUGAGUGACCAUCAGAUAAACGAUGGCCUGCAUGAUCCUUUGAAUCUGGGAGAGUCGGACCGGUUAAAUCUAGGAGAAUCAGAUCGGCCACGGAAGGUCCGAAGGUCUCGCACUACUUUUACCACCUAUCAGCUGCACGAGCUGGAGAAAGCGUUCGGGAACACGCAGUAUCCGGAUGUGUUCACCAGGGAGGAGCUCGCGAUGCGGCUGGACCUGUCCGAGGCUAGGGUGCAGGUCUGGUUCCAAAAUCGACGCGCGAAAUGGCGCAAGAAGGAGAAAGUACUGGGCAGAGACACCAGUUUCAUGCACGUCGAGCAGAGCGGUGUCAACGAGCUGUCCCUUCACGCCCGCCUGCUCCAAACCGCCGGCGGUGUGCCAGGUGCGGAUCCAUCGGGAGGACCAGCGGGUGCCUUUCCCUGGUUCAUCCCGCCGGUGUUCCCACCGCCGUGGCCGGCCAGCGCGCCGAAGCUGCCCCCGUUGCACGCGAUCCUGUCGCAGUAUAUCGGCCUACCCCUUCCGCAGAACCUGGCGUCCCUCAGCACGGUCCUUCCGGUCGGCUUGAACCCGGCCACGACCCUGAACCACAACAACGUCAACGGACACACGCUCGGAAGUCACAUACCUGGACAUCCGCUGAACUUGGGUGUGCAGAGUCUGCCGCAGAAUCUCAGUUCGAAGCACGACAAGGAGGAGGACUCGGCCUCGUCCGACGACGAGAUUAGGAGACAGAGCGCGGAGGUGCUGAGAGUGAAGGCGGAGGAGGUUCUACGCAAGGUGGACAAUUAA